AUGAUGUUGAAGCAGUGGGACGGGGCCAAGCGAUCAUGGAGAGACUGGGACUCUCUUAGACAGGAUCCCGAUCUGUGCGUCCGAGAUGGCAACUGCCUCAUCUAUUUGCACAGCAAGGGCCGUAUCAAACGGGACCCAGCCUUCAAACUGCCAUUCUCCGCUCUCCUCGCGAAGAAGUGCUAUCCCUUCAUUCAACGGUUCCUUGUCACGGAUGGACGCCGCCCGCAGUCCCCUGACGAGAUCAUGCGCUGGUAUCGCUUGAAUCCCCGACGGAUGGUUGAGCUGUAUGUUCCGCCACCGCCAACAGGUGACAAACAGCAGGCUCUGCAGUACCACAUUGCGAUGCGAAACCUUCUGGCUUGGGUUCUCGGGCGCUCUGUGGUCGGGGAAAGCUUGGGCGCUGCGUUGGUGGGCUUGUUGCACAGCAUGCACGAGUUUCGCUCCGCCGGCGAGGACAAUGUUGGCGAUUUGCUGGCAUACAUGGGCGAAGAGGGAUACUUGGCACUAGCCAACCAGCCCGACUAUGCACUGGCGAUGUUAUACCUAGCGGAGGCGUUUCAACUGCGGACUCUGUACCUCAGGGCGUUCGCUCAUUGCGUCGGCAUGAAGCAGAGCCUGUCCUCAAGUACUGAGUUUCCGAACAUGACUUCAGCGACCAGGAAACUCAUCAGGCAAAAACGGGCAGACUUGGAUGCCCGACUGGAACGCAGCGCAACGAUGCUCAGUAGCUUUCUGGACAAGGAGCUAUCUGAGGCACACAUCGGCAUUCCCCUCGGAGCGCGCAUGCAUCUUGACCGGUUCCGCUCAUUUCUUUUGUCGUUUUACAGUGCCAAGUUCGGAUACUACCCUCCACGGCGGUUCGAUGCUGCCGUGCUGCGCGUCCUGGCCGAGGACUUUGCCGCGCUGCAUGCGCUGCUCAAGGACGACGGGUACACUGCCGGCCCUUUCGAUCUAAUGCCGUCUUCUGCGGUAGGCGGCAUAUGCACGCUCCAGCUGAUACAGGCGGUCGAUGCGAGGAACCGAUUCGAUCCCAUGCCACACCCGCUGCCUCUCCUCCCGCAAGUCGGCACCGCCCAAGGCUCGACACGGCACAUUUCGUGGUUCCCGCGCAGCAAGACCAAAGCGGACCAGCGGCAGAUUGAGCACGCGGCGCUUGUGCGGGCUUCGCAUUGGAGAGAGGAUAUCUUCCAAAACGAUCUCGUGCGCGCGUACCGGGGCUUCGAGGAGGCGUCCGUCGUGGCACCGAGCCGUGCGGACCGACACGAGAGGGUUUCGCUGCUGGACGCGCGUAAGGUCCGCUGGAUACUUAUAUAUGCGGUGCAUCAGGCAUUGCGUCAGGCUACGAGCCCGGCUGCUGGGGUAUCUGACGAGAAGGAGGCACAGUAUCUGCUAUCCGCACCUCUAGAUGCGGUGCUUCCGUGGAGGGAGCCCAAGGAUAUCGAGAAGCCGGCAAGGAGACAGGCUGACCCCGCACUUGGCUCCCAGGACGAUGAGAUGCCGUGGUGCAACAGCAUGAUGGAGAUAAAACCCGACAUCGAUUACUUUGCGCUGACGCAAAAGACGCCACCCCCGCCGCAACCGCCGCCGUCGCGGAGUCGCCGUUUGUCGCUUCCCGCGUCAUGCUCAUCAGAUGUAUCGCGUUCCAACUCGUUCAAGCACGCACUGAGUCGCAGCUCGACACUUCGGAGGUCGGUCAGGAGGCUGCGACAGGCCACUUCGUCGGCAGGCUCGACGCCACCCGUGACGGCGGGCGGGUUAGGCAAACCAGUGUAUCACGAGAUAGUUGUGCAUGGCUACGGCAACGGGACCAACAGCGUGAGCUUUGACUCACCGACUCGGACAGAGUCGUUGCCCAUACGGCGACUGGACACGUCGGUGGGCGUGGCGAGUAGGAGCGGCUCAACGGCAUCGGCGUCGCGAUCGGACUCGAGCACAACCUCGGCCGGACAGACCACGGCCGUAGGCAGUCCGGCCGACACGCUGGCUUCAUCUAUUACAAUACCGAGCCCGAGCAUGACACCCGUCUUAGACACAGACAUGUCCUGCGACCCCGUGGACUCCGUGAUGCCGGCGAAGCCUUCCCGACGUUGGAGUCAGCAUGACGGAUCCAGUCGUCCCGGGCAAUCCAGGUCCAACUCCAUCAAACGACGACCGCUGAGUGCCGCCAUUGAGGGCUACAACUACGCCAAGUCGUUGGGACACCUUGUCGAGCAGGAGGGCCGCAACAUACUCUCCCGCGGCGGCGGUGGCGGAGCGGGCAUCUCGCGGCGGCACAGCCUCAUGGGAGGCGGACCGGAACUCCGCCGCAAGGCGAGCGCGAGCGUGCCGCUGCCACUCGUGAUUGACGAAGAGGAGGUAGCGGGGGUGUUGCCGCGGGACUCUGGCGACUGGACGGCCAUGCAGGCGUUCCUGGACGGCAAGACGGGCGAGGAAGAGUAUGCCGAUCUGGGCGGCCUGAUUGCCUUGCGUUGA
Molecule: messenger RNA, 2472 nt
Organism: Purpureocillium takamizusanense
Lineage: Eukaryota; Fungi; Ascomycota; Sordariomycetes; Hypocreales; Ophiocordycipitaceae
Exons: 3
Coding region: 1-2472 (823 amino acids)
Source: RefSeq, a predicted model, not a curated record